Messenger RNA from Malassezia sympodialis ATCC 42132, 921 nucleotides. RefSeq lists its product as uncharacterized. Bases 1 to 921 code for a protein of 306 amino acids. The record is from RefSeq and is a predicted model, not a curated record. The transcript is spliced from 2 exons. NCBI's taxonomy places the organism in Eukaryota, Fungi, Basidiomycota, Malasseziomycetes, Malasseziales, Malasseziaceae.
AUGCAGAACCCGUAUCCUGCGCCGUCCGGACAGCGUCCAGUAACACUGCUGGAGCCGCCGACGCAGAUGGCAGCGCAGUCGAGUGCCAAUGCGUACAACGACAGCGACACUUGGGGCAACCGCUUCUCUUACGACAACGAUAAGUUCGUCGACGAUGCAGGCGUCGAUGACACCGCCAUGUUCGCUGAUGCACAUGCUCCUAACAGCUUGGAAAAGGCAUACCGUGGGCUGAAUGGGUACCGUGGCAUUUGGCUCCCAGAAGACCGUCGCGCCUUCCGGAGCCAGUCGCUGUUUAUGAAAAUCUUCCGGAUUCUCGUAUGCGUCUUGGUGUGGGGCAUCAUUCUGACGCUAUGUAUCUUGAUGCUACUGUUUGUGUUCUUGCGUCCGCCCAAUAUUGGCCUAGACAAUAUCAAUGUCCCCAGCUCAGACGAUGUGCAAAUCCAAGGCAGCUCGUUCCAGUUCAACACCGAAGUCUUUUUUCAGAUUUCGAACCCUAACUAUGUGUCGGCGACACUGAAACAAGUACAUGCUGUGGCAUACGACGCGACGGAGCAGUCAUUGACGAUCGGCUCUUGCAAAGCCGAUGAUCAAGUCAUCGCUAAGCGCGAUAACACGACUUUCGCACUCCCCUGUCGUCUCCAGUACGAUGUGGCGAAGGAUCGGAACUUGAGGGUUGCACAGGAUUUGGCGACGCGCUGCUUUAAAACCCAUGAGAACUUGAGAAUCCUGCUUAAGGUUCACAUUUCCUUCCAUCUAUAUUCCUUCAGCGUCCCCAUUGAUGUGAGCCCCACGAUUACCAUGGGCUGCCCCGUGACGGAGCAACAGGUGGAGAACGCGCUGGGCAAGAAACUGAGUCAACUAGGCAUCGGCAUAAACUCUCGCCGAAGUCGCUCGGCAUUAUGGACGCCGGACGACCUAUGA